Molecule: messenger RNA, 4006 nt
Organism: Gorilla gorilla gorilla (western lowland gorilla)
Lineage: Eukaryota; Metazoa; Chordata; Mammalia; Primates; Hominidae
Gene: CDK17
Product: cyclin dependent kinase 17
Exons: 18
Coding region: 743-2314 (523 amino acids)
Biological process (GO): protein phosphorylation
Cellular component (GO): nucleus; cytoplasm
Molecular function (GO): cyclin-dependent protein serine/threonine kinase activity; ATP binding
Source: RefSeq, a predicted model, not a curated record
GCCGCCGGCAGGGGUCGCGCUGCCCCCGGCGAGCCGCUCAGGCGGGGGUGGGGUAAGCUCCCGCGGCCGGUCGCUUUUCUCCGCCGCCGCUGGUUGGAUCGUUUCAAUAAAAGUGUUUUUUCUCUUGCACUCGCUCUCCUCCGGGGAACAGGCGGAGGCGUCAAUCCGCAGCCGCCGAGUGUGAAAGCGACGCACACGCAAGGAGCGAACGCGGCCGCCCGCAGUCUCCUGAGCUCCCCGCGGGCCGCCGCAGAGCCGCGGAGAAGGAGCCAGCGCCCGGCCAGACAGUCUCAGCCCGCCGUCGGCGCCCGCCGCGCUCGCGCCCGGCUGCUCCGAGGGGAUUAGUGGGCCGUCCGCGCGGCUCGUCGGCGCGGGAGCCAUGUUGACCGAGGGACUUGGCAACGCGUGAGACACCCGCGGCCCCUCCCGAGGCUCCGGACCCGCGGCGAGAGCCGGAAGGCGGCUGUGGCGGCGGAGGCCUGCGCUCGGAAGCGCCUCACGUCUGCCGGCCGCUGAGACCCGGACCUGCAUCCGGUCGCCGCGGGCGUCCGCGGAGCAGCUUCCCCCCGCGCCUCUCUUCGCCUCGCCUCGGGACCCGCGGUCCCCGCUCUUGCUGGCGGAGUCUCACAGGCUGGAGUACAAUGGCACGAUCUUGGCUUACUGCAACCUCCACCUCCCGGGUUCAAGCGAUUCUCCCUGCCUCAGCCUCUCGAGAUUUUUCAAGCCGCAUUCAAUUGAUAGGAUGAAAAAAUUUAAGAGAAGGCUAUCCCUCACACUCCGAGGAAGCCAGACUAUUGAUGAAUCAUUGUCUGAAUUGGCUGAACAAAUGACUAUUGAAGAAAACAGCAGCAAGGAUAAUGAGCCUAUUGUGAAGAAUGGCAGGCCUCCAACGUCUCACAGUAUGCAUUCCUUCCUCCACCAGUACACAGGAUCUUUCAAGAAGCCCCCAUUGCGGAGACCACACAGUGUUAUUGGAGGGAGCCUUGGCUCCUUCAUGGCAAUGCCCAGAAAUGGAAGCAGAUUAGAUAUUGUUCAUGAAAAUCUAAAAAUGGGAUCAGAUGGUGAGAGUGACCAAGCUUCUGGGACAUCAUCUGAUGAAGUCCAGUCACCUACAGGUGUUUGUCUCAGAAAUCGUAUACAUAGACGGAUCUCAAUGGAGGAUUUAAAUAAGCGGUUAUCACUGCCUGCAGACAUCAGAAUACCUGAUGGAUAUCUUGAAAAGUUGCAGAUAAACAGUCCACCAUUUGACCAACCAAUGAGUCGAAGGUCUCGUAGAGCUUCCUUAUCAGAAAUUGGCUUUGGAAAAAUGGAAACCUACAUCAAAUUGGAAAAGCUUGGAGAGGGUACAUAUGCAACAGUAUAUAAAGGAAGAAGUAAAUUGACAGAGAAUUUGGUGGCAUUAAAAGAGAUCCGAUUGGAACAUGAAGAAGGUGCACCCUGCACAGCUAUAAGAGAAGUUUCACUAUUAAAGGAUUUAAAACAUGCAAAUAUAGUAACCUUACAUGACAUUGUUCACACAGAUAAAUCCUUGACUUUGGUGUUUGAGUAUCUGGAUAAAGACCUGAAACAGUACAUGGAUGACUGUGGAAACAUCAUGAGUAUGCACAACGUAAAGCUGUUUCUGUACCAAAUUCUACGUGGUUUGGCAUAUUGCCAUAGAAGAAAGGUAUUGCAUCGAGACUUGAAACCACAGAACCUCCUCAUUAAUGAAAAAGGAGAAUUAAAGCUAGCAGAUUUUGGACUAGCCCGAGCCAAGUCAGUUCCCACAAAGACCUACUCAAAUGAAGUUGUCACACUAUGGUACCGGCCACCUGAUGUGCUUCUUGGUUCCUCGGAGUACUCAACACAGAUUGACAUGUGGGGUGUUGGUUGCAUUUUCUUUGAAAUGGCUUCUGGAAGACCUUUAUUUCCAGGAUCAACUGUGGAAGAUGAACUGCACUUAAUUUUCCGACUGCUAGGAACUCCAUCUCAGGAAACUUGGCCAGGUAUUUCUUCAAAUGAGGAGUUCAAGAACUACAACUUUCCGAAAUAUAAACCACAGCCUCUAAUUAACCACGCACCCAGGUUAGACUCUGAAGGAAUUGAGUUGAUAACAAAAUUUCUUCAGUAUGAAUCUAAGAAAAGGGUUUCAGCUGAAGAGGCCAUGAAACAUGUGUACUUUCGAAGUCUGGGACCAAGAAUACAUGCUUUACCAGAAAGUGUAUCAAUAUUCAGUUUGAAAGAGAUUCAGUUGCAAAAGGACCCGGGUUUUCGAAAUUCUUCUUAUCCAGAGACAGGACAUGGGAAGAACAGAAGACAGAGCAUGCUCUUUUAAGUCUGAUAACAUGGUUUCAAGCCCAGCCCCCAGCCUUUCUUACCAAUCAAGGACUCAGAACUGAAGGCAAUUAUUUCUUUUGGUGGACUUGGAAUCUCCGUUUGUCUACACUGUCCUCUUCACAGUGGAGUCUUUUUAUUUCAGACCUACAGAUUGUUUUUAUAUUUGUUGUCACAGUGUGACAAUUUUUUGUACAGUCGGUUUUAAGGUCUUCUCUGCCAUUAGAGCCAGUAGGUUACAGCUAUUGAUGUAACUGUAGCUGCAAUUUUUGUGCAGGACUGAGAAACACAGUGCAUUAUUUAUUGCGGAAUCAUUGCUGCUAAAUAACUACUGUCUGUUUAUUUAACACAACAAUUGAAUGCCUGAAGAAGUUGCAGUGGCUUUAUUAUAUGUGAAUGCAUCUGUUUCUCCUCACGAAUUGUUUUACUGCUGCAUUUUUUGUUUUUAAAAUUAAACUGCAGUGUUUCCUGGAAUGUAAAUUUAGCUUUGCUUAAUAGUAAAAUAAGUGAGCCAUCUUGAACACUUUAAGUUUAUACUAUAUAAUUUCUUAAUGAACAUUGGCAAAUAGAGUAGCUAAGAGAUUGACAAGCACAUUAUGUUUAGAUAAGCAUGUGAUGCAGAAGUUGAUUCAAGCAAGUGAAUCCCUGACAUUUUGAGGAUCUCACAUUAGACACCAACAAAUUAAAGCUCCAAAAUUAUUUAUUUUUUACGUGUUCCUCACUUUAGAAAUGUCUACUGCAUAUUACUGGAUAUUUGUAUACUAAUACACUUACCUAUUUUACAUUGUGUUUUAAAUUUAGUUAAAACUUAACCGUAGAAGUCUGUUCAAACGCGAAAGGUCUUGCUUUGUUUGUUUUAAAUACAUUUAUUUUAUUAGAAAGGAUGAUACUUCAUUGGGGAACAGUUUCUUUCAUUUGGGGGCUAUGUGUUUCAAUAACAUUCACUUGGAAUCAGCUGAAAGCUGUAAUAUGUCUUUGAAAUGAGCCAUGAUAAAUUACAAACAAGAGAAAUGAGAACUUACAGGAUUGCUUGAAAUUAUUGUGGGUAUUAUCUGUUUACCAGAGAUACUAAAUAUUAGUUUUAAUUAUGCAUCUCUUUGAACAUCAUAAACACACUUUGGUGUUGGUAACAGUAUUUUAAGCAUUUUUGUUCACUUUUAAGGACUAUUUGUUUAGUGCAUCUUACAAACUAUAAAUCUUAAUUGGUAUAUUUUGAAAUGGUCGUGUAAAUUUUUGCCUUACAUAUCAUGAAAAUAGUCAUAACUUAAUUUCUUUUCCUGAAAUUCACUGUAAAACAUUCAGGGGUCCUACCAUUUCUGUUCAGGAAAUCUUGUAGUUUAUUGUUGUUAUUUAACAGUAUUAAGUGGAUUUUUGUAUAUUUCAUUUUAACUUUAUUUGUGAAUAGUGAUUGUGGCAUGUUUGGGGUGUUAUUUUAAUAUUUCACGAUACUGAAAUUUUAAUUUUAAAAAAAAAUUCUGGAAGAAACAGAUUCAUGUGUAAUGGUGAAUAUUGGACCACUACUGCUUUUCACAUUUGUAAAUUGGUUUUAUGUUAAACCUUGUAGCCUAACAAACUGCUGUUCUUUCUAACUGACAGACAUGUAUUAAUAUUGUACUUUGAAGGUUAUAAAUAUGUGGAAAUUCCUUCAUUUUGUUUUGAAAUUUAUAAUAACAAAAUCUCCAUGUUGUUAAAA